This is a messenger RNA of Arachis duranensis, 1049 nucleotides long. Its product is annotated as vesicle transport v-SNARE 13-like. Gene Ontology annotation, biological process: vesicle-mediated transport; intracellular protein transport; vesicle fusion. The coding region runs from base 564 to 1049 and encodes 161 amino acids. Gene Ontology annotation, cellular component: endoplasmic reticulum membrane; SNARE complex; late endosome membrane. The transcript is spliced from 4 exons. The record is from RefSeq and is a predicted model, not a curated record. Lineage: Eukaryota; Viridiplantae; Streptophyta; Magnoliopsida; Fabales; Fabaceae. Gene Ontology annotation, molecular function: SNARE binding; SNAP receptor activity.
ACUCUCACAAGACCUUAUUUAUCCUUAGUAACACACCUGCUAUGGUAUUUCUGUGUCUGUGCCCUGGAGAAAACUCCAAAGUCAACACAAGGAUGAAGACAUGGCGAGCCUGCAAUAUAGUCCAUUUGAGUGUUUCUUCGAUGUAAAUGAGCAGAGAGGUAGUCCAAAACUGAUCCAGGAUCAUUUUUGCAAGCUCCUACUUGUAUUUGGUGGACAACUAGCGAGAGAUUGUAUAAUAGGGGCUAAGGACACACAAAAUCCUAGAUUCAUAUUUACACCUAAACUAUUUAAGACAUUGGUAUAUAAACCCAGACAAUGCCCAUUACCCAGUCAACUUGCCAAUCCAAAUAUUUUAAUUGUAAAGAUUUUUUUACCACACAAACUCAGUUACCUAGAAGAAUCUAUCAACCAAAAAGAGACAGAAUCCAGCAGCUAGCAAAUAGAUGCUCCCAAAUUGCAAGUCAGCAAGCUUACCACUGCACAGGAAAACAAUCAACCUUCACACAGGAAAACGUACAGAUUGUUUGGCUUUCCAGAAAAGAAUAUAUAUUUAAAUUCGAAAAAUGGAGCUUGAAGCCAGGAGUUUGCAAGCAAGCAUGAAGGCAUCUCUUUUUGUCAAGUUAAAGGAAUACGAAACCGAUUUGAACAACUUGAAAAGUGAGCUUAAAAGAAUAACAUCAGUUGCUAAUAAUAAUAAUGAUGAGUUGUUGGAAUUGGGACAGGCUGAUACAUUGGUAUCAUCAAAUGAUCAUAGAAGAAGACUGGUGAUGUUUACAGAGAGAUUGAAUCUGUCAUUUGAAAGAAUAAAGGAGAGCAGGAGAAGCAUGCUGGAAACAGAGGAGCUUGGUGCCUCCAACCUCCAAGAUUUGCAUCAACAACGCCAGUCACUACUUCAUGCCCACAACACGCUUCAUGGAGUGGAUGAUAACAUCGAUGAAAGCAAGAAGAUUUUGACAGCCAUCUCAAGAAGGAUGAGUACGAAUAAAUGGAUUCUUGGCUCAUUCAUGGUAGCCAUAGUCCUUGCAAUUAUACUUAUAACUUUUUAUUGA